GCCGCUUCCUGAUUCACGGUGACUUUCCCGGCGCUUCUCUUUCAAGAUCUAAAUUUGGUUUCUCAGAGAGUAGUCAAUUUCUCAAAGAAUUUGUUUCAUGGUUCGCAUCUCAGCGUGGAGGGUAAGAUGCUAUGGAGAUGCAACUGGGUAAAGCAGAGGAGGAAAAUCAUUAACACACUCAGUUUCUCUUCGAUUCACACUCACUUCUCACCGAAAGUAAAGGAAAUCAGUGAGUUUUCUCGAGAAAAUACCGCUGGCCCUCGUCGAGCUGCUCCGAGACCACUUACCCACGAUGAUGUGUAUUCUCGUUUACGAGAAUCCCCUUCCGAUCUAAAAACUCUGAAUUUCUUCUUCUGGUGCGCGAGGCAGAACAAUUACUUCCACGAUGAUCGAGCUUUUGAGCAUAUGGUUGGUGUUGUAGAGAAACUAGCUCGGCAAUACAAGAGCAUUGAUGGAAUCAUAGAGGGAUUGAGACUAUCCGGUUGUGCAAUAAAGCCUCGAGUUUUAUUGCUAUUGCUCGAAAUCUUUUGGCGUGGUCAUAUAUAUGAUAAGGCUAUCGAGGUUUAUAAAGGCAUGAAUAGUUUUGGAUAUGUGCCUAAUACUCGUGCCAUGAAUAUGAUGAUGGAUGUUCUUUUCAAAAACAAUCUCGUUGAUCGAGCCAUGGAAGUUUUCCAAGGAAUCCGUGUUCGGAACUUCUUUAGUUUCGACAUUGCGUUGAGUCAUUUGUGCAGAAGUAGGGAUUUGGUUAAGGUUAAGAUAGUUUUGAAGAUGAUGAUUACACAAGGUUUUUAUCCCAACAGCGAGAGAUUUGGGCAGGUUCUUGGAGUGUUUUGUAGAACAGGCUGCGUCGGUCAAGGGUUUCAAGUGGUUGGAUUGAUGAUUUGUAGUGGAAUCUCUGUGUCUGUUCAUGUCUGGAGCAUGUUGGUUAGUGGGUUUAUUCGUUCAGGAGAGCUACAAAAGGCGGUUGAUUUGUUCAACAAGAUGAUUCAGACCGGCUGUUGCUCCCCGAAUCUCGUGACGUAUACCAGUUUGAUCAAAGGGUUUAUGGAUUUUGGAAUGGUUGACGAAGCGUUUAGUGUGCUAAGUACAGUACAAUCUAAAGGCUUAGCUCCAGAUAUUGUUCUUUGCAAUGUGAUGAUACACACAUUCACAAGACUCGGAAGAUUCGAAGAAGCUCGUAACGUUUUCACCAGUUUGAAAAAAAGGAAACUUGUGGCUGAUCGUUACACUUUUGCUUCAAUGGUGUCUAGUCUAUGUUUGUCUAGGGAGUUCGAUCUUCUUCCUAAGAUCGCCGAUAGUAUAGGAACGGAACUAGAUUUAGUAACUGGAAACUCGCUCAUAAACUGUUUCUCCAAGUUUGGUCACAUGUCGUACGCGUUGAAAGUCUUCUGCAUCAUGUCUAACAAAGAUUUGGCUUUGGAUUGUUAUACAUAUACUGGAUUUCUCACUGCGCUUUGUCUAGGAGGUGCGUCAGCUCGCGACGCCGUUAAUAUGUACGAAAAUAUAAUCAGAAGGAACAUCCGUGUCGAUGCUCAUUUUCAUACUGCUAUAAUCGACGGUCUUGUAGAGGUUGGUAAAUACAGUAUCGCGAUUCGUUUGUUUAACCGAUGCAUCUUGGAGAGAUAUCCGUUAGAUGUUGUGUCGUAUACAGUAGCAAUAAAGGGACUUGUGCGUGCCAAAAGGAUCGAUGAAGCUUGUUCUUUCUUGUCCAAAAUGAAAGAAGAUGGGGUUAUGCCGAAUCGUCGGACUUAUAGGACUAUUAUAUCUGGUUUGUGCGAGGAGAAAGACAGAGAUAAGUUGAAAAAGAUUCUGUGGGAAUGCAUUGAGGAGGGAGUCGAGUUGGAUCCUAAUACUAAGUUUAAGGUGGUUUAUCUCUUGUCUCCGUAUCGCAGAGAUCUCUCUGAAUUUAGAUCGGUUUUUGAGAAAUGGAAGGAGAACGUUUUUGAUGUUUCUGAUUCAUGCGAUGAGUUAGCUGUUUCUGCUGGCUGAUUUUUGUCCAAACCGUGUAAUUGUAUACAUUGGCGCUGUAAUUCUUUUAUGUAUUAUAGAAGUGAAAUAUCUAAUUUCAUAUAUUUGUUUAGCUUGGUGUAUUUGAUUUGUAUUGUAGCAGUAGUAUAGAAACUGGUAUUGGUAUAACAUGUAA
This is a messenger RNA of Eutrema salsugineum, 2143 nucleotides long. Its product is annotated as putative pentatricopeptide repeat-containing protein At1g16830. The record is from RefSeq and is a predicted model, not a curated record. Lineage: Eukaryota; Viridiplantae; Streptophyta; Magnoliopsida; Brassicales; Brassicaceae. The coding region runs from base 127 to 1989 and encodes 620 amino acids. The transcript has a single exon. Gene Ontology annotation, molecular function: protein binding.